This is a messenger RNA of Aspergillus campestris IBT 28561, 489 nucleotides long. RefSeq names its product RNA-binding protein LSM5. Gene Ontology annotation, biological process: mRNA splicing, via spliceosome. Bases 106 to 357 code for a protein of 83 amino acids. The record is from RefSeq and is a predicted model, not a curated record. The transcript is spliced from 6 exons. Lineage: Eukaryota; Fungi; Ascomycota; Eurotiomycetes; Eurotiales; Aspergillaceae. Gene Ontology annotation, cellular component: U6 snRNP; U4/U6 x U5 tri-snRNP complex; Lsm1-7-Pat1 complex. Gene Ontology annotation, molecular function: RNA binding.
UCCAUCUAUGUCAUCCCAGAUUAGUUCCAUCUCGCGCAGGAUCUGGUCUCGUCUGCUUUGGAACGCCCUCUAGAUUUCUGCCUCUGUACACCAUCCCCAAACAAGAUGGCGUCCCAGCUUCUGCCCCUCGAGUUGAUCGACAAGUGCGUUGGAUCGAGGAUCUGGGUGAUCAUGAAGAAUGACAAGGAAUUUGCCGGUACUUUGUUGGGCUUUGAUGACUACGUCAACAUGGUAUUGGAAGAUGUGACGGAAUUUGAUUACUCUGGCGCUCAGGUUAAGCUGCCCAAGAUCCUGCUGAAUGGCAACAAUGUCUGCAUGUUGAUCCCGGGUGGGGAAGGCCCCGUUGGUGGUUCCUAAUUGAUGAUAUCCACGUUCUUCUGCAAAACCCAAGACCAAAAAUUAAAAAAAAAGGAAGAAAAACGAAUAAUCUCUGCAUACGACCGUUAAGUAAUGUCAAAUAGAACGCUUGUAAGGCCCAAAAGACCAGAC